This is a messenger RNA of Penicillium daleae, 1488 nucleotides long. Its product is annotated as putative MFS transporter. Gene Ontology annotation, cellular component: membrane. The transcript is spliced from 6 exons. Gene Ontology annotation, biological process: transmembrane transport. The record is from RefSeq and is a predicted model, not a curated record. Lineage: Eukaryota; Fungi; Ascomycota; Eurotiomycetes; Eurotiales; Aspergillaceae. Gene Ontology annotation, molecular function: transmembrane transporter activity. The coding region runs from base 1 to 1488 and encodes 495 amino acids.
AUGGACAAAAUCGGUGCCGAACAAAUCGAGUACCAGGACCCCUCCAAGAAGGCCCUGGACACGGACCAGGAUGUCCUCUAUCAGGCAUAUGCUUCGAAAAGCCCAGAAUGGCACCAGAAGAUGACUCGAACCCUUCUACGCAAAGUGGACUAUCACUUGCUACCAUUUCUCGUUUUGAUGUACUUGCUCAACUUCCUCGAUCGCAAUAACCUAUCUCAGGCACGUCUGGGGACGCUUGAGAAAGAUUUAGGCAUGAAAGGCACCGAUUUCAAUCUGGCCACUAGCAUCUUGUUCGUCGGAUACUUGCUCAUGCAAUUGCCCUCCAAUCUUCUGCUCACUCGCAUUCGUCCCUCGCGAUUCCUCGGUCUUGCAAUGGCAAUUUGGGGUGUUAUUUCAGCCUGCCAAGCAGCUACCCAAUCAUUCGUCGGACUCGUGGUUUCUCGCUUCUUUCUUGGAUUCGUCGAGGCGCCAUUCUUUCCUGGUGCCAUUAUGCUGAUGUCGAGUUGGUACACUCGGCAGGAACUGAGUCACCGCAUUGCCUGGUUCUACUCUGGAAGCUCUUUGGCCAACGCCUUUGGUGGGUUGAUCGGUGCAGGUGUUCUGGGCAACCUGAAUGGAGCGCAUGGUAUUGCGGGAUGGCGGUGGCUAUUCAUUAUUGAAGGUUGCAUCACAGUUGGAGUCUCCGUCUUAGCAGCGAUCUUCCUUCCUAAUUAUCCUGCCACAACAUCUUGGUUAGAUGACCAAGAACGGGCCUAUGCUCAGUGGCGUCUCAUUCACGAUGCAGGUGAAGCCGACGAUGCUAAAUCGAGCAGCAUCAAGGAAGCUUUGGCUCUGGUCUUCGCCGAUAAGCGCAUCUACCUCUUCAUUCUGCUUCAGCACACCUCGCUCCUGUCUCAGAACUUCCAAUACUUCUUCCCAACUAUUGUCAAGACUCUGGGCUACGGCAACAUCGAGACUCUGCUGAUUACCGCGCCUGUAUGGAUCGCGACUUUCUUAGUCUCACUGAUUGUGACCUAUACAUCUGGAAAGACGAACGAUCGCAGUCUGCACAUCAUCUGUCUGAUGCUUGUCAGCGUCGUAGGUGGUAUUAUUUGUACUGCAACCACCCACACCGGUGCUAAAUUCUUUGCCAUGUUCCUUAUGCCGAUGGGUGCUGUAUCUGCAUACCAAAUCAUCAUCGCCUGGGUUGCAAACUCCUUCCCUCGACCCUUGGUCAAACGCUCUGCAGCAAUUGCUCUUGCCAACAUGCUUGGCAAUACGGCUUCUAUCUACGGCAGUUAUAUGUGGCCAUCUUCGUCCGGCCCUCGAUACAUUCCUGGCGGCAGCGCAACUGCGGCAAUUGCACUGUUAGUUGCCUUGAUCGCCCUAGUGAUCCGCCUUGUCCACAUGAACAUGAAUCGGCGACUUGAGGCUGCCGAAACGAGCGAGGAUGUUCCUCCUGGUGACAACCUUGAGAGCCGCGCGGUCGGGUUCCGCUACAUUCUGUGA